AUGGUAAUGGCGCCGCUCCCGCCCGCCGCCCCCGGCGAUGAGAGGGGGAACGGGGCGGCCGGCGGCGCUGGGGAGCGGGCGGGGGGGGAGCAGAGGGCAGAGGCUCCGGGGCUGCUUUCGGGCACGGCGACCCCGCGGCCUCCUCACGGGGGCCCGCGGUCGCCGCGGGGCGGAGCUGUGGCGGUUGCGCGGGUGCUGUGGUGUCCUCUCUCCUCACAGGCUGAGGUGGAGGAAACCCUAAAGAGGAUUCAAGCCCACAGAGGGGUUGUCGCGACUAUGGUUGUGAACGCCGAAGGAAUUCCAAUAAGAACAACUCUUGAUAACUCUACAACUGUCCAGUAUGCAGGUCUUCUUCAUCAGCUCACCAUGAAAGCUAGGAGCACAGUGAGAGAUAUUGAUCCUCAGAAUGAUCUAACCUUUCUUAGGAUCAGAUCAAAGAAACACGAAAUUAUGGUAGCUCCAGAUAAGGAGUAUCUCCUGAUCGUUAUUCAGAACCCAUGCGAAUAG
This is a messenger RNA of Haliaeetus leucocephalus (bald eagle), 507 nucleotides long. RefSeq names its product dynein, light chain, roadblock-type 2 (gene DYNLRB2). Gene Ontology annotation, biological process: microtubule-based movement. Gene Ontology annotation, molecular function: dynein intermediate chain binding. The transcript is spliced from 3 exons. Bases 1 to 507 code for a protein of 168 amino acids. The record is from RefSeq and is a predicted model, not a curated record. NCBI's taxonomy places the organism in Eukaryota, Metazoa, Chordata, Aves, Accipitriformes, Accipitridae. Gene Ontology annotation, cellular component: cytoplasmic dynein complex; centrosome; cytoplasm.